AUGGCAGUACGUUGGGGGCGGGGAGGCGGCCGUGCGCGGUUGGGCUUGCGGCCCUCUGCUGCGCCGUCGCGCCUUGCCGUUAUCUCUCUUGUGCUGCUGCUGCUGUUUGCCCCCCACAGCGCAGCUUCCAAAUCCGCAGUUUCCAAGACCCGUGUGAAGGUGCUGCAGAUGAGGGCAUUGGAUCUUACCUCACCCAAGGCUAUGGUUACCGCUUUUUACUCCGGCGUAAAUGCCUCGCUGUGGGCACACAACCAUGCUGAUGAGGAGGGUGUUUAUGUUGAGGUUGUUAGAAGGGAGGCAAAAAUGACCGAAUUUUCUACUGUCCUGGAGGAAGUGAUGCAGAAGGAAAAAAGUAUUGUCGCUCUUCUGACUCAGUUCGGCGAUACGUACUUGAAGGCUGUGCUGCCGGUAUUGUCUCGCUUUGACCUUGUCUCUUUUGCCCCGUUCACUGGGUCGAGUGCGGUGCGUGGGUGGAACCCCAACGUGUACUUUGUGCGUGCUAAUCCCGUGGCGGAGCUUCUGGCACUUCUCCGCUACGCCGUGACUCAGCUGCGGGUGCUUCGGCUGGGCUUCAUGUACCUGCAGGGGGGCUUCUUUGGCGACAACGAGUAUGAGCAGGCACAGCGUGUGAUGUCGGAGAUGGGCUACACGUUUUGCGGCGUGUUCAGUGUGACGCUUCUCUUGAGUGGCGAUACCAACCCGAAUGAGUUUGGUGCUGCGUGGGAGCGGUUUGCUGCGACUCGGCCGCAGGCUGUGAUUGUGUUUGGCUCGCCGAUACCAGACACCGCGAAGUUCGUCAGGAAUAUGCUGACGGACGAUCGCACCGCUGGCGCGUACCUGCUGGCUCCCUCGGCGGUGCAGAGCAUUGUCGUGGAGGCUUGGCGUGCUGCCGUUGCUGAUGGUGUGAAGUUUGUGCCCGGGCAGGUGGUCACGACGGGGACGAACCCGCUGGCAAAGGACAUGCAGUACCUUGCCAUUUGGCGCUUCCAGAGGGUGAUGCAGGACUACCUGGCAAACAGUGGGCAAAAAGACUAUAACGAUACGGACCAUUUCCUCAAGCAUGAUACUGAAGGCGAGUUGAUGGUUGAUGGGUGGAUUACUGGCGAGUUGCUCGUGCAGGCGCUGAGUAACCGUAAAUGGGUGAGUGACCGCAAGUCGUUUAUGGCGUCCCUCCUCAACCAGCGCCGGUAUGUGGUGGACGACCUUGUGUUUGGGGACUACGGUGGGGAGUGCAAAGGUGCGGCGGCAUCACAAGGAGCCAUCUGCAACUGCAACGAGGGGGGCCACACGGUGUACAUGAAGCAGUUUGUGAAGGACUACCGAGCAGAGGCAGUUAAGGAGGGGUUUAUGACGUUUCAGUUGUCAGAUUGUCAACAUCAAGAGGAACAUCUGCCGCCGGUACUUAGUGCGGUGGAGUUUGUAAUGACUGAUAGCGCUGUUGCACAAACUGCACUUGCCGAGUUGGAGGCCGGCUAUUUGUUGGAGUAUACGAACCGAAAAACAUCUUGGAGAGAGGGUGUGGUCAACCUUUCUCCUGUCAUCUCCACCCUUGGCAAUGCCCGUAACGCCCUGCUGUCGGAGAUGCAAUCACGGCGUGUUCACGGAGUUGCGGGUGUUGUGACGGAGGCGGUGCUGGAUGUGGAGACUGUGGCCUUCUUCGACCCGCUGCAGCUUGAGCCGCGGCUGAACAGGUUCCGCAGGCACGUGAUCCACCUGUCGCCGACGCUGGAGCAGCAGUUCUUCGUGCUUGCGAAGUACCUCGGGAACACGAGUGUCCGUUCGGCGCACGCGGUGAUCCGCGGCGAGGAGGCAGCUGCGGUGGCGGAUGUGCUGCGGCGGUCGCUGGUGACGUUUGGCGGGUCGCUGCGGUCCCCGACGCUGCUGGCCGGUGGCGCCGCGUUGGCGGGUCACCUGCCGGCAAAGGGCGUCGUGUUCGUGGCGGGCCUUGCGUCUGGCGACGUCGCUGCGAUCGCGAAGCACGUGGCGUCGCACAGCGGUGUGCGUGUGUUCGUUGCGUUCUCCGAGUUUGCGCUGCUGUACGCCGAAUUCGUCGCUGCGUUCGCCGGCGGUACGGGUGCCGACCGCGUUGUGUUCGCGAUGAGCCUGCCACACUGGAACGACACGAACUCGACGUCGGAGACUACCCAGAAGUUCAUCAGCAUUCUGACCAAUGCCACGCAAAGGACGCCGCUGUCGCUGGCGGGCUUUGCUGCCGUGCGGCUGUUGCAGACUGUUCUCUCGCGUAUGCACAAGGUGACUGCUGGGCUGAUGGUAGACUUCUUCUACAGGAACACCGCUGUCACUGUGAACGACAUGCUGUACGGAUCCUUCGCUAACGGCACGGCGUGUGACGCAGAUGACGGUGUUGGGUGCGGUAAGAACUACGGGGCGACGCUUAUUUCUGUGUGGUCGCUUGCCCGUGCGCUGGACCCCGCCGUGCCCGUGCUGUUCCCCGCCGUGACCCCGUUGAUACGGUACACGGAGCCCGCUGCACAUGGGCUGAAAUUGCAGCAGCUGAUCGGCAUCAUCGUCGGCGUGGCGAUUCUGGUCACCAUCAUUGUGGUUGUUGUGGCUGUGGUGGUGCACUUACGCCGCGACUCGCGUAACAACGCGAAUGCGCCGAAGGAGCCGACAGACCCCGUGACGCUCGUGUUCACCGAC
Trypanosoma rangeli is the source of this 2661-nucleotide messenger RNA. RefSeq names its product esag4. The record is from RefSeq and is a predicted model, not a curated record. The annotation marks the transcript as partial. NCBI's taxonomy places the organism in Eukaryota, Euglenozoa, Kinetoplastea, Trypanosomatida, Trypanosomatidae. The transcript has a single exon.